Phaethon lepturus (White-tailed tropicbird) is the source of this 1233-nucleotide messenger RNA. It is a transcript of the gene MIEF2, whose product is annotated as mitochondrial elongation factor 2. The transcript has 2 exons. Gene Ontology annotation, biological process: positive regulation of mitochondrial fission; mitochondrion organization. Gene Ontology annotation, cellular component: mitochondrial outer membrane. The record is from RefSeq and is a predicted model, not a curated record. NCBI's taxonomy places the organism in Eukaryota, Metazoa, Chordata, Aves, Phaethontiformes, Phaethontidae. The annotation marks the transcript as partial.
CUGAUAGACCGAGCCACCAGCCCUCGCGAUGAAGGCGAUCCCAAAGCUGAGCAGAAGACCCUGGAGGAGAGCUGGCAGGACUUGGCCUUAAUCAAGGCAACGCCAAAACCCCCCAAGAAGCAGAGAAGAGAAGACCUCAGCGAGCCUCUGCUCACUCCGGCUCGGCCACCGCUGCCAGAGCCCAGGGUCUGCUUUGCCCCUCUGGAGACUCCUCGGGUUGAAUCCAGCCCUCCGCGCUGCCUCACGCUGCAGGAGAAGCUCCUCUCCCACUACAGCAGCCGGCUGGCUGUGCCCAAGGCACAAGCAUCCCUCGUCCUGCAGCUGGCCAGGAGCAUCUGCACCCAACUGCAGAAUUUCCUACGGAGCAAGUGCCCGGAGCUGCCCUUCAGCAGCCUCUUCCUCAGUGGUCCCCUGCUUGAUGGCUUCGGGGCUCUGGCAGCUGACCACGUCUACCUCAUGCUGCCAGUGGUCCUUGAUGCCGCGCUUUGGAGCCUCAUCCCGGGAGAGGACACCGUGGUGAGGAACCCCCAGUACUGGAUGAUCAAGAGGACUGAUUUGGAGUAUUUCCCUCGUGGGUGCAGCCCCUGGGACAGGUUCAUGGUGGGCCGGUACCUCUCCUCCAACGCGCUCAAUGAGACUCUCCACAAGAUGCUGGUGGCCUCCAUCAACUGGCCGGCCAUAGGCAGUCUGCUGGGGAGCGUCAUCCACCCGGUCGUGGCCUCCCAGGAGCUGAAGCUGGAAGUCAAACAUGAUCAGGUCGAGCUGAGCAUCACCCUCUUCCCGGUGGUGGAAAUGGAGGACAAAGUUCUUCUGGCUGUUCCUCCUGAAGGGCUGGUGGAAAACCUCUGGCUUGAGAGCUUUUACAGGGCAGAGGUCUCGAAGGUGAAGGAGCUGGAUGCUGGUGACUCCGGGGCUCGGCAGCACUGCCUCCGCAUCCUGAACGGCGUCUGCAAGAGCCAUCCCGCCCUGCAGAAACUGAGCGGCAGCCCCUUGACCCAUGUCGUCCUUCACCUCAGUGCUACCAGUUCGGACUGGGCAGAAGAAAGCCUUGCUGACAGGUUCCAGCAGGUGCUUGAAGAGCUGGUAGGCUACCUGGAGAAAGGGGUCCUGCCUUCCUAUUUCAACCCCAAAAUCAACCUCUUCUGUGAGCUGUUGGAAGAGGAAAUCGAUGAGAUGGGCUUCGUGCUCUACCAGGCCAUAUCUGAGCCGGAGCUCCUGCCGAAGGAGUCAUGA